AUAAAUAAAUUUAAUAUGUUUAUAAAAAAAUUAAAUAAAUUAAAAAAAUUAAAUUUAAUUUUUUUACCUGGAUUUACAAUAAAAGUAAAUAAUAAAUUUAAACAACAAAAAAUAAAAUUUAUAAAUAAUAAUAAUAGUUUAAAUAUAUUUAAAUUAAAAGAAAAAAUUAUAAGAACAAUACAUAAUAUUAAAAAAAAAAAUCAAAUAUUUUUUUAUAAAAUUUUAAAUACAAAAAAUAUAUUAUGUUUAAUAAAUAAAUUAAAAUCUAGAUUAGAUUAUAUAUUAUUUAUAUCAAAUAUAUAUUCUUCUAUUUUUCAAUCAAAACAAAAUAUAAAACAUAAUUUUAUUUAUGUAAAUAAUAAAAUAAUUACUUGUCCUAGUUUUAUAUUAAAAAUAAAAUCAAUAAUAAAAAUAAAAAAAUUAAAUAAUUUAUAUAAAUUACCUAAUAUAAAUUAUUUUUAUUAUUUUAAAAAAAAUAUAAAAAAUAAUAAUAUUUUUUUAAUAAAAUAUAUAUUAGAAUUAUUUAAUAAAUAUAAUAAUAAUUUAAAUUUAAAUAUAAUUUGUUUUAAUAAUAAUAAAUUAUUAAUACAAAAAUAA
Babesia microti strain RI is the source of this 597-nucleotide messenger RNA. Lineage: Eukaryota; Apicomplexa; Aconoidasida; Piroplasmida; Babesiidae. The record is from the annotation of a RefSeq genome assembly.